CCAACCAGCCAGUUAUGGUGGACGUGGCCGCAUCGGCAGCGCCUGUCGCGGAGGCCGCCAUGAACCCCUUCGCGCGCGCACAAAUGUUUGAAGCUUGCAUACAGAACUACAGUGGUGAUGACCCACUUGAUCCUUGGUAUAGAUAUUUUCAGUGGGUGGAAGAGAUGCCAGAAACAGAGGAAAGGCAAAACUACCUCUUGCAGUUGCUGGAGCGCCUUGUGAAAACCUUUUUAAAUUAUGAGAGGUACCACCACGACACAAGACUCAUCAGCUGCUGUGUGAAAUUUGCCACCUUCAUUGAUAACCCAAGUCAGUUUUUUGACUUUUUGUACAACCAAGGAAUUGGUAACCAUUCAUCCAUUCUAUAUGUUGCUUGGGCUCAGCAGCUUGUCAUACAAGGACAUUUGUCUCAUGCAAAUGCUGUUAUUCAGAAGGGUAUUUGCAAUGAAGCACAGCCCGUUGAAACCUUACAUCAGCAAAACAGACUGUUACAGAGUUGCUGGCCUCACAAUCCAAUUUCAAAUCAAGUUGAUGUCUUGCAGCCACUUGAUCGCCAGCUGUCCAAUCAAAUGGCUUCUAAAGAUGGGUCAGCUUGUGUUUUUCCAAACCAGAAACCAGACAAUUCUGAGCCACCACCCCUGGCUAGUCGAAGACAAGAAAACAUAGAACAGCCUAAAUAUAUAACCACCAUUUCCAAAUCAGAAGUCCUGCCAACAUCUUCAUCUAAUGGUCUCCUUGAGCAGAAGGCUAUGUAUGCUAAGAACCUCCUCUAUUGUGAAGGUUCUGAACUGUGCUUUGAAGAAGUAAGAGCCAAAGCUUAUUUGAAGAAGGCUGAACGUCUGAAGAGGCACAAGGAAUGGGAGGAUGAAGACAAAGAGUUCAUGAAAAAGAAAGAAAAUGACCUCCUUGAGCUGCAAGAACUACAACAGAAACUGGAUCAGCUCUCUCAGACAUCAUCUUCAUCCCAGAAGGGGCCAUCUAUACGCCAAUCCCUUCUAAGUAGCACACUGGGUGGACCCUGUGUCCAAAUCAACACAGCGCAGCAUUGGCCAGAAUGGGCAGCUCUUUCCUCAACUUCAGCUCUACACAAUUCUUUGAAUGUGAGCUCUACACAUCUGAGUUCAGCAGGAGGAACUUCUGCCACACAGCUAACCGGGAAUCAGCGACAGCUUUCAAGUUUCAGGGAGGUUUCAGCGGGUGGUAUUUCAAUUCCACAACCAAAUGAAAGUCUCCAGCAACAGUCAGCAUUGAUUUCUUCCAUGGCUGCGCAAACUGAGUCAGCGGCAUCCAAAACUAAACCUGAUCUUAAAGAAUGUGAGAGUAGCUUGCGUAAACUUCAAGUCAGCUGUGAGGAUUCGUGCUGUUCUACCACCAUCCACAGUUACCGUCAUGGAUCCCAGCCCUUGGAUACGUCUUGCCAGAACCAGCAGCAUUCCACAGAAAUGAGAGAUGGGAAUGCUCUGCUCUGCAGCUGUCAUGCAUCAGGGGCUAGAACCGCUUCUGUUUUUGUUGAUAGUCAUCAGGUUACUCCAAACACAUCGAGCCUGAUACAAGCAACUCCAUCUAAAGUGCAGCCGUCUCCUACUGUUCACACAAAAGAGGCCUUGGGUUUUAUCAUGGAUAUAUUCCAGGCACCUUCCUUAAAAGAUACUACCAUGCUUUCAGAGGAAGAAGAAGAUGAGCUUGAGGUCCUCUGUAAGAAUAAAGGACCGUGUGAAGCUGCCAUGAGGAAGCCCCCACUUGCUGCUGUACAACCCGCUUUCACCAUCUUUGAGGAUGAAAAUGCUGAGGUCUCCCAGCCAUGCAAAAAUUCAACAGAUGUCAGAGUCUUUGGUGAACGUCCCACAAUAGGCAGUGCCACCAAACCAGUGGAGGAAAGUCAGCCUGCUGAGGGCCUGACGGAUGACUGCACCUUGUGGGCGAAUAGCUGCAACAGAACGCUGGCACCCAAUCCGAACAACACAGGAGAUUUUGCUCAUGCCGCUCGCCUCGUCUCCACGCCAUUCAGUGGCAUUUCGGCGCAAGCCUACCAAGUGUCAAAAGUCAUUGAGAACCCGUGGGAUGACAGCUUAAUUGCCCAGCUUCUGUGCAGGUUGCCGAAACAGAUAAGUGCUUAUGCAAACACUUUUGAAUGGGGAUCGAAUCUUCCAGUCCUCAAGCCGAAGUCUGAACUCAAAUUGGACUCCACAACCUUCCAUGUUGAGUGCUUGCUUGGAGAAGGAGCUUUUGCACAUGUCUAUCAAGCAUCAAUCCUUGAUAUGGAUAAUGCAAAAAAUAAUCGGAAAGUAAUACUGAAGGUACAAAAGCCCGCCAGCCCCUGGGAAUUCUACAUAGCAGCACAGUUGACAGAGAGGCUUAAUCCAAGCAUGCGGCACCUUUUCAUCCACUUCUAUUCUGCUCACUUCUUCCACAAUGGAAGUAUUUUAGUCGGAGAGCUUUACGGAUAUGGAACUCUGUUGAACACCAUAAAUAUAUACAAAAAGCUGACGGAGAAGGUGCUGCCCCAAGCGCUUGUCAUCUACUUCACCAUAAAAAUCCUGCACAUGGUUGAAGAACUUCACCAGUGUGGGAUCAUUCAUGCGGACAUUAAACCCGACAACUUUAUUUUUGGUGAAAGGUUUUUGGACAAUGGCACCUGUGAUGUAGACGGCAUCUCUCAUGGCCUGACAAUCAUUGAUUUUGGCCAAAGCAUAGACAUGAGGCUGUUUCCAGAAGGAACUGUCUUCACAGGAAAGUGUGAAACGUCCGGAUUCCAGUGUAUUGAAAUGAUGACAGACAAGCCAUGGAAUUACCAGACAGAUUAUUUUGGAAUUGCGGCAACGGUGUACUGUAUGCUGUUUGGCACAUACAUGAAAGUGAGAAAUGACCAAGGGAUCUGGAAGCCUGACAGCAUCUUCAGGAGGAUUCCUAAUGCUGAUGUUUGGACUGACUUCUUCAUCACUUUGCUGAACGUACAAGACUGCAACCAGCUCUCCCCUCUGGGACGCUUGCGGGCAAGACUGAGAGACGUAUUUCUGAGUACUUACGCCACUAAAGUAACAGCUCUUCGCAACAGGCUGGCAGUGCUGCUUGUGGAAAACAAACGUUCACGCAAGUAG
Molecule: messenger RNA, 3098 nt
Organism: Varanus komodoensis (Komodo dragon)
Lineage: Eukaryota; Metazoa; Chordata; Lepidosauria; Squamata; Varanidae
Gene: BUB1
Product: BUB1 mitotic checkpoint serine/threonine kinase
Exons: 23
Coding region: 15-3098 (1027 amino acids)
Biological process (GO): protein phosphorylation; meiotic sister chromatid cohesion, centromeric; mitotic spindle assembly checkpoint signaling
Molecular function (GO): ATP binding; protein kinase activity
Source: RefSeq, a predicted model, not a curated record